This is a messenger RNA of Paramecium sonneborni, 609 nucleotides long. The record is from the annotation of a GenBank genome assembly. NCBI's taxonomy places the organism in Eukaryota, Ciliophora, Oligohymenophorea, Peniculida, Parameciidae.
AUUUUAUGAAAAAAGAUUAUGAAGAAGAAGAGGAAGAAGAAGAAGAAGAAGAAGAGGAGGAGGAAGAAGAAGAAGAGAAACCAUAAGAACGUAUAUAAUAAGAAUUGAUAAAUGAUUAGCAACUGUUUAAACAUUAGCAAGAGAUAUUCAUGGAGUCUGUUUUUAAGCAAAAAGUAUAAUGAAUAGAAUGCACACAAAUAUUGAUCCCCCAUAAUAAUACUAUUAGUAAUGAUAUAUAAAGUGAAUCAGACCACCACCAUAUUGGGAUUAUUAAAAUUAAUAUUAUGAUGGAUAUCAAUAGUAGCCUAAUUAUUAAUAUCAAUAACCAAUUCGAUAUGAGAAAAUAGAGGAUCAAUAAGAUUAUUAAGAUUAUUUAGAAUAUAUGAGAUUCAAAUAAUUUAAGUAUUAAAUAGUUAAUUAAUUUUUUUAAGAGAAACUCAUUAAAGUGAUUUUUCUGGGUAAGGAUCUUCAAAGAUCAUUUAGAAUUAUUAUAAAACACUCUAAUAAUAAACAAUGAAAACAUAAGUUUAAUAGAAUGCAAGUUAAUUGUAUAGAAGAAAUAAUAUGGAUUAAAGUUUUAAGAAUAGUACAAAAUAUGGUUAUUAUUGA